Messenger RNA from Ceutorhynchus assimilis (cabbage seed weevil), 864 nucleotides. The record is from the annotation of a GenBank genome assembly. Lineage: Eukaryota; Metazoa; Arthropoda; Insecta; Coleoptera; Curculionidae.
AUGGACACAAAGAAGUUUAGGCAUGUGGAUAUUUUUAAAAUGUUGGUGAGAGGAAUGAGUGACCAAGGUUUUGAGAAGACACCGGACCAAAUGAAGCUAAAAUUGAAAAAACUUAAACAAGAGUACAUAAAUUGUAAAAAAAACAACAGCAAAAGUGGAGCAGCACCAUCAACAUGUCCAUUCUAUGAAGAACUAGAUUUACUAUUUAGUUUAAGGCCCAAUUUAGCUGUUAAUAUGGACUGUACUGAAGGCAUAGAUACAGGGGACUACGAAAUUGAACAGGAAUGUACUGAUAUCUUUUAUGGUGAGCAAGCUGAGGAUGGGACCGAUUUUGAUCCCGGUGAGGGCACCAGUAGAGAUUCAAAUUCAGAAACUCCUCAUUCAGCCAAAAGAUCGGGUUCCAAUGUUCAAAGUGAGCAAGCUGAGGAUGUGACCGAUUUUGAUCCUGGUGAGGGAACCAGUAGAGAUUCAAAUUCAGAAACUCCUCAUUCAGCCAAAAGAUCGCGUUCCCAUGUUGAAGGGAGAAAAAGCUAUAAAGCUGCCUUAAAUGAAUAUAGUGAAAAAUUGCUUGAAAAGCAAGGAACCCUUAUUAAUAAUACAAUAACCAAGAUGUUAGAUUCACAGAAAGAAAUGUUAGAAACAGCUAACCGUGAACAGAGACAAUGGGAGUUAGAAAUGUUAGAAAAAGAACAAGAAUUCCAACGAAAACAGACUGAAACCAUGAUGCAGAUGUUUACACAAUGCAUUCAGUCUUUGAGACCACCUACUGUGAGCAACCUUGGUCCUUUGAGAUUGGUUAACCUAACGUCACAAAGGAACUUGAAAGAUGCUGAAGUGGAAAAACAGAACAAGGAAUUAAAAUAA